AUGACAAAGCUGGUUCUCUCCACGGGCAAUGUCAUGUCCGUCGGACCGACCGUGAUCCGCAAAUCGAACGGCAACUCUCGAUCCAACCUCGAACUCGUCAACGCUCUCCGCGAGAACUUCCACACUGCACAGCAUGAUUAUGCAACCUACACAAACGGCAAUGGCAAUGUAAACGGAAACGGCUCACACAGCUCAGUUCCUGUUGAACAAUGGACCGAAACCGUCGACGAUAUUCUCUUUGUCCCCAAGAUAGAGUGGCAAGGCGCUGGUCUUCGCGACGCUGCACAGCAGUACGAGAUUACCGUCAAAUUAUUCUUCUUGCCAAACACACCAGCCUCGCAGCAUGAGACUUAUAUUCGCGAGGCGUUAGCCUUAGUCCGCAAAGAGCUACGCAUUGAAACUAUUGACCUUCUUGUCGUCUCAUUUGCUGGCAUGUCGUUCGAAGGUACCUGCGAAUGGGAGGCCGACAAGAUCAACGCUGAACAAGGAAACUUGGAUGAACAAGUCACUACCUGGCAAGCUCUUGAAAAGCUACAUCUUUCUGGGGCAGUAAAGAACCUUGGCGUUGCAGAGUUCGGAAGCGAGAAGCUCCUCGCCUUCAUGAAGCGUACCACCGUCCGCCCUGCCGUCGACCAAAUCAAUCUCAAAGACUGCUGUUCAGUCCCCCCGCCAUUGAAGAAACUGGCCCUCGAAACCGGAAUGGAGCUCAACGUCCACACCGACUGCACUGAUAUUAUGCCCUCUGGAACCAUGCGAGAGUUGCUUAAUGGUGGCCAGCUUGGUGCCGGAGUAGUUGCCGACAUUAAUGGCAAUGGUCCUGGUCUGAAAGGCGAGCUUGUGCCCGAAUGGGUUGUGCGUUACACAGCAUUUGUAGCGGACAGAGGCGUGGUUGAGAACAAGGGAUACUUCGCGGGUGCCGAAAUUAUCCCCAAUUAG
Molecule: messenger RNA, 936 nt
Organism: [Torrubiella] hemipterigena
Lineage: Eukaryota; Fungi; Ascomycota; Sordariomycetes; Hypocreales; Clavicipitaceae
Source: the annotation of a GenBank genome assembly